Acyrthosiphon pisum (pea aphid) is the source of this 2824-nucleotide messenger RNA. Its product is annotated as glucose dehydrogenase [FAD, quinone]-like. The coding region runs from base 365 to 2236 and encodes 623 amino acids. Gene Ontology annotation, molecular function: oxidoreductase activity, acting on CH-OH group of donors; flavin adenine dinucleotide binding. NCBI's taxonomy places the organism in Eukaryota, Metazoa, Arthropoda, Insecta, Hemiptera, Aphididae. The transcript has 2 exons. The record is from RefSeq and is a predicted model, not a curated record.
UCUAAUACUCGUAUUACUCGCAACUCACCAAUCGAAAUGAUGCAUUGAAAAUUUUAAACUUCCGCGGUGGUGUACCUUUCUUAUAAUAUUUUGUAUACACUAUACAGUAUAAUACAUACUUCUGUACCUACCGCACGUUUUAAUGUUAUUUAUUAUUUCGGUUGACCGGACGAUCGCCACCUGUGUUUAGCUCUAAUUUAUACUUACACCGGAGUUACACCGUCCUGCAGUCGUAUUAUAUAAAAUAAGUAGGUAUUAGUCGUAUUACUUACGUGUUAUCGAUUUAAUCGUAUUCAGCUGACUAUAUAUUUGUUCAUUAUACACGAACACAUCACAUAAGCAAACUGAAAGACAUCGCGGAACAAUGUUCGUUUAUUGGACGGUUAUCACUAUGCUGUGUUUGAGUCCGCUGCAGCAGCGGCGUUGGAACGGAGUUUCAUCGUUGAUGUAUCCGCACGACUACGGUCCGACGCUGUUCACGGACGCCAAUAACAUGAUGUUCGACUUCAUAGUGGUGGGCGGCGGUAGUGCAGGUGCCACGGUCGCGGCCCGCCUCAGCGAGAUACCCGAAUGGAAUGUGCUGCUGCUUGAGGCGGGUGGUGACCCACUGGCCAACACGGAAACGCCUCUCAGGUUCAGCGAUUUUUUAACGAGCGAGGUCGACUGGACGUUUAUCACCGAACCCGAACCGCACCUGUUCGGGGGCUUGGAACGCGGCCGGUGCCAGUUGUCUAGGGGCCUGAUGCUGGGUGGAUCAUCGUCCAUGAACGCCAUGAUGUACUUGCGGGGCACCAAGCGUGACUUUGACGAAUGGGAGCGGCUGGGCAAUACGGGCUGGGGGUUCGGUGACGUGUUGCCGUACUUCAUCAAGUCGGAGAAUUUCACGGGUAGUGUUGGUCGGCGGGACGCAGUUUCACACGGUCGCGGCGGCCCGCUUACGGUCAGUCCGCUGGUUUCCAUCGACCCGGCGUAUUCGGCAGUCACCGACGGCAACCGGCUGCUCCGAUUGGCAGAGUUGGAUGACAUAAACCGGUUCGCACCCCCCGCAAUUGGGUACGGCCCGAUGGACUUCACGGUACGAGACGGUCUCCGGUGCAGCACGCUCAAGGCGUUCCUGUUGCCGGCCAGUGGACGGCCAAAUCUGUUCGUGGCGAAAAAUGUCAGGGUGACCCAGGUGAUGAUGCAGCGAAUCUCGGCACCCGGUGGUGAAAACUGCACAAGGGCGGUGGGCGUGAAGUACGUCACACCGUCGGGGCGAGCGAAGCACGUGUACGCAUCCCGGGAAGUGAUACUUUCCGCGGGCGUGAUUAUGAGCCCUCAGAUUCUCAUGGUGUCGGGCGUGGGACCCGCGGAACACUUGCGCCAACAUGGAAUCCACGUAAUCAGUGACUUACCGGUAGGCUACAACUACCAGGACCACGUUUCGUUCGCUGGACUUGUGUUCAGUGACCGGAAGAACCGAUCCCGGGCCGACAUAUCUCGCGAGAGCACCGACCUGGUCCGGGCCACGUUGGACUUGGUGUCUGCAGGUGUAGGAACAUUGGGCCUGACAAACCUCGUGAGCUUUGUCGACACCGCGGCAAAAGGACGCGCUGACAUACAGGUCGUAUACCUCAGAUUCGCGUACAACAGCACGAGAAACACACCGAACAAACGGAGCAGGAUGUCAAAUAUGUUCGGGUACUCAGAUCGAGUAGCAAGGCUGUACGAUGAUCUGAACAUUCUAAGUGACUCUGUGUUAGCGAUACCGAUCAACGUCGAUGGCCGGAGCACCGGACGUGUGGUUCUGCGGUCUGGUGACCCGAUGGCGCGUCCGAAAAUCUACACCAAUUACUUGUCACACGAUGAUGAGAUCGAGACGCUGCUGCGUGGAAUCGAUUUUGUUGUGGAACUGUCAAAAACCAAACCGAUGGUGGAUGCGGGACUAGUUCUGGAACCGGUCGCGUUUCCAGACUGCAUGGCUCACGCCUGGGGAACGAGGGACUAUUGGGUGUGCGCAAUCCGCAACGUCGGCACAUCGUUCUAUCACCCGGUCGGCACAUGCCGAAUGGGCCCUGCCCGCGAUCACCGGUCGGUAGUUGACACCAUGCUAAACGUGAAGGGCGUACGCGGUCUCCGGGUGAUUGACAGCUCAAUAAUGCCCAAAGUCGUUUCGGUAAACACGAAUGCCGCAACCAUAAUGAUCGCCGAAAAGGGAUCGGACAUAAUAAAAAAAUGUUACGGUAAACUCGUGUAAUAUGUAAUAUUAUAAUAUGAUGUAGAAUAUUACGUGUACAGACGUCGUCUGCUGUGGACUUUUUGGACUAAAUAAUAUUAGGACAUAAUAGUACUAUACUAUGAUAAAUUGUUGUUUCAUUAUUUAUAUUAAACCAGAGUCAACAGGCCACAAAGCCCAAACCAUAGUUGUAGGUACUGUGAGUACGACAAGGUAUAUUCAAUUAAUGCUGAUUGUAUUGGGAUUAAUUUACAAUUUUCAAGUUACAUUUACAUAGAUUAAUAGGUUAGGUUAAUAUAUUAGGUACCAUAUGCUAAAAGAAAAGUGGCUGAACAAGUUUGAACCCGCUCGACACGUAUUUUAAGAGAAACCUGUUAGUGUUAUAAGAGCAUUGAAGCUUGCAGGUGGCAGUCGCUAUAUGCUAAUGAAAGUUUUGUCGAGUAGACAAUUCCUAGAUCUAUUUUGUAGAGGGCGUUAUAUUAUACGGAGGGGUGACUGUCUUCUUAGUGUAUUAUUUUAAUUUGAAUUAAACACUAUCUAUACUGGUUUUAUUGUUAACUUAUUUGCAUUCUUGUAAAGUAUUCGAAUAAAAGUAUUUGAAUACUUUUA